Molecule: messenger RNA, 1578 nt
Organism: Pararge aegeria (speckled wood butterfly)
Lineage: Eukaryota; Metazoa; Arthropoda; Insecta; Lepidoptera; Nymphalidae
Gene: Rab21
Product: ras-related protein Rab-21
Exons: 4
Coding region: 227-856 (209 amino acids)
Biological process (GO): Rab protein signal transduction
Molecular function (GO): GTP binding; GTPase activity
Source: RefSeq, a predicted model, not a curated record
UUUGUGACAUCGCACUGCUGAGAUAAAUAACUUAUUUUUCGUAUUUAAUUAAAUUAAAAGAAACAAGUCUAUAUGGUCAUUCAUUGUAAACAAAUCGAUUAAAUUAAUAUAAAGUAAAGAAUUUCUACACUUAACUAUAGCGUGUAUGAGUUAACUUGUGAAUUGCGUGACCAUAAGUUUAGUUCUGAAGUAUCCAAUUACUAAGAUAUUUCUAGACUUUAUAACAAUGAAUGCGGCGCCGAGUGGGACGAAUAAUUUUAAAGUGGUUUUACUGGGAGAAGGUUGCGUUGGUAAAACGUCAAUACUCCUGAGAUACAUUGAAGAUAGGUUCAACGAUAAACACUUGACAACAUUGCAGGCAACAUUUCUUAAUAAGAAGCUGAACAUCAAUGGAAAACGCAUCAACCUGUCAAUCUGGGAUACAGCUGGCCAAGAGAAAUUCCAUGCACUAGGCCCUAUAUAUUACCGUAAUUCGAAUGGUGCUAUACUUGUGUAUGACAUCACUGAUGAAGAAUCGUUUGGAAAAGUGAAAAAUUGGGUAAAGGAAUUGAAAAAGAUGCUUGGAUCUGAUAUUGUACUGGUCAUAGCUGGCAAUAAAAUUGAUCUGGAACAUGAACGAAUGGUGCCUCUAGAGGAAGCUGAAACUUAUGCAGAAAUGGUUGGUGCGAAACAUUUCUACACAUCUGCUAAACUUAACCAAGGAGUAGAAGAACUAUUUCUCGAAUUAACUCGAGAAAUGGCGGAACGUUUUGAAAGGAACUCGCAAGCUGAAAACAACAGAUCAGCAAGAGUUCUUGUUGUUGACGACGAGACACCUACACAGUCCUCAUGCUGCUCUGGUAACAGGAGCACCUAAGCUGGUAACAUUUCUAUUAUUCCCUUUCAAACAAAUUUGUAUUAAUGAAUGAAUUUAAUACACAAUCUCAUAUAUUUAGAGUAUACAUAUAUAAUGAACCAUACAUAUAUUAUGAUGUCCAUAUAAUUCAUAUCAAUUGGUUGCUUUUUUCAUUAUGUAUAAGUUAUAUCAAAACUUGUUUUCAUAUAUUGCACAACGGAAAUCGGAAUAUUGAAUAACACUGAAAUAAGCAUGUAGCCAUAUAAUUAUACCAAGCCAGGAAAACAGUUAACUAAUUGAUAUAUUAUACAAUAUAUACAUAUACUUAUGUGUAUAUAAUGCAUUUAUCAAAAACUGAUCCAAAUAACAAGUAGUGGCGGAAAGGCUUGGUCCAAGCAUGAAAUAGUUCUAUAAUGUUUUAAUGCUUGCCACUAGAUAAAUAUGUCUACCGUUUGCUCAUCCUAUUUCUGUGAGAUAAACCAAGAAAAUGGUGUGUAAUUAAUAAAUUAAAUAAAUAAAUAAAUAUACUACGACAAUACACACAUCGCCAUCUAGCCCCAAAGUAAGCGUAGCUUGUAAAUGGCACAACAUUAUCACAGAGCUGCUGAAACAAGUUGCUAACUUGUGUUUGUAGCCUUUUUUUUUUGUAUAUCUCCAUAAAUCCUGUUGGCAGAAAACAUACAAGGAAGUAUUUAAAAUUGUUAUUUUGUUAUUAAUAAUAUAUUAACUGUAUGUUUCCAUAA